This is a messenger RNA of Racocetra fulgida, 399 nucleotides long. The record is from the annotation of a GenBank genome assembly. Lineage: Eukaryota; Fungi; Glomeromycota; Glomeromycetes; Diversisporales; Gigasporaceae.
AUGAAGUCUUCUGAUGAACAAAUUUAUAAAUUUAUGCAAAAGAGCAAUGGAUAUGAUUUAGUGGUUUCUAAUCCACCUUAUAUUUCUCAUGAUGAAUAUUUGACAUUAGAUGAAGAUGUUAGAUUGUGGGAAGAUAAAUUGGCACUGGUUGCUGAUGAGAAUGGUACAAUAUUUCAUAGUAAAAUCGUAUAUUUAACAGCUAAAUAUUUGUUAAGAAAAAAUAGUCCUUAUACAAAUGCCUGGAAAAAUAAGAUGCCACAAUUGGUUAUUGAAAUUGGAGGUAGUCAUCAAAUAUCUAGGAUUGUCGAAGAAUUAAAAAAAUACAACUUUAAAUCGGUAGAUAUUUGGAAAGACAGUGCUGGCAAAGAUCGUUGCAUUGUUGCCAAUUUACAUAACUAA